CUGAAUAAUCUCCGCCGUGCUCCCAUUCUGCCAGGAUAAACUUGUGGCUCUUGGCUCUUCGAAGUUGACGCUGCACACUCUCUCUGACAUUAUGGACACCAACGCCGCCUCCCCGCCAUCGCGCGCGCACUCUCCAGUGAUGGUGGCGCUGUCGCGGGUCAGUAGCCUGGCGGCCAACCCACCACUCGACAUCCAUCGGCACGACCACCCUCCACGGCCUCCAUCGAUGCCUGGGCGCGGCGAGAGCAAGCGAAUGCUCACCGAACUCGAAUAUACGACACAUCACCCAGACACGCCGAGCGCGACGAGCACGAUGGCGCCCGAUGGAUGUACGGAGGUUAAGGAGAUGGACGGGGACAUCGUCCACAUUCCCGACGGUGGGCUUCGCGCUUGGCUUGUCGUCCUCGGCGCCUGCCACAUUCUCUUCUCAACAUUCGGAUUUGUGAAUGCAUGGGGUGUAUUCCAAGAUUACUAUCAAGCCAGCCUGUUCCCAGAAAGAACAACUAGUGACAUUGGAUGGAUUGGAUCGCUCCAGUACAUGCUCAUCUACCUCCCAGCGCUGCCGAUGGGGCGGCUUGUCGACCGUGGGCUGUUCCUGUACCCCUUCUGGACCGCGGCAAUUCUCUACCCCCUGUCCAUCAUUCUAACUGCUGAGGUUAAGGAGUACUGGCAGGCAACCUUGUGCCACGGCGUUCUGUAUGGGUUCACAGCGGGUAUCCUCUUCUGCCCUGCGAUCGCCGUCACGUCGCAGUGGUUCCACCACAAGCGCGCGCUCGCGCUCGGUGUGGUGGCCUGCGCCUCAUCCUUGGGCGGCACCAUCUUCCCGAUCAUCACCACCAACUGCCUCAAACAUCUUGGCUUUCCAUGGACGAUGCGCAUCUGCGGGUUCAUCUGCCUGUACUGUACGCUAUUCGCAUCCGUGACGCUCCGCAACUGUCUGCCUCCCAAGAAGGCCGCCGGCGGCAUGUUCAACCUCAAGGCCUUCAAGAACCCAGCAUACUCGUUCUUUGCUCUUGGCUCUUUCCUCAUCAUGGGCGGCCUGUACACGCCCCUCUCGUUCAUGGACGUGCUCGGCAAAGAGAUGGGGCUGGGAAGCUACGCGUCGUACCUCGUUUCGAUUGCAAACGCGUUCUCGACGCUGGGCCGCAUUGGUCCGGCCAUUUUCGCCGACAGGUUUGGGAGUAUGAACCUCCUCAUCCCGGGCUUGCUGGGUAGCGUGGCCACGACGUUCGCGUGGCCCUUCGCGCACAAUAAAGGUGGGAUUACGGCGAUCGCGGCCACGAACGGUAUUUUCCAGGGCAGUUUCGUGUCUCUGCUCGCGCCGGCGUGCGCUCACCUCGGCAACGUAGAGGACAUCGGCCGCCGCUUCGGCAUGGUCAACUCGCUCAUGUCGUUCGGCGCGUUCCUCGCGGCCCCCGCGUCCGGCGCACUGCUCUCCAAGACUGACUUCCACGCGGUGUCCUACUACGCCGGAGCACUCAUCAUUCUCGGUAUGUCGUGUUUUAUUGCGGCGCGCCAGUACCACCUUCGCAAACUGUGGGGUAAGAUGUGAGAGGCAGAGGCGUGAAGGGAGGGGUGGAGAAUGCAAUCAGAGACGGAUAGAUAAAGAGAGGCACAUACGAGCUCCUUACCGCCUUGAGGAUCUCCGCGGGCUGUUAGUUCACAUCGUUUAACUUGGUCGCCACAAUCUCGCAAAAGCGAGCAAAGCAUUGUAAUAAAAGCUGUAUGCAUGGGUACUCAGGAUGCCUGAGCACCAGAGACACUGC
Molecule: messenger RNA, 1766 nt
Organism: Cutaneotrichosporon oleaginosum
Lineage: Eukaryota; Fungi; Basidiomycota; Tremellomycetes; Trichosporonales; Trichosporonaceae
Biological process (GO): transmembrane transport
Cellular component (GO): membrane
Molecular function (GO): transmembrane transporter activity
Source: RefSeq, a predicted model, not a curated record